GUUUAUCCCUGGGGCUCGACAUUUGACUCAGCUGCGUGUGCUAAGACAGCUGUUUUUGACAUUUAUUGUGUUUUAUGCAGUAUGCACAAAGAUAGCCUAACCCUAACCUCAAAUUUUUGUUUGACAUUUGGAAUUUGUGUUGAAGGAAUUUAUAAACAAAGAUAACUCAAAAUCGCUCCAAAAUUUUUACAUGAAAAUGAUUCAUACACAUUAAUAUUUAUUUUAGAUAAAAAGUGAGACAUGAUAUAGUGAUUUCGUGAUAGACUACGUUUACAAUAAUAGAAAUAUACUAAACAGAUUGCCGGAGAAACUACCAUCAGAACAAGAUGAUCUUGGCGGUUAUUGCAAUUAGUUUUGUUGUCAAAUGUUGUUUAUGUUUUCAACCAAUAAUAAACAGCACCUUGGAUUACAAUGUCACUUACUCAUUUGAUAUAACAAAUGAUAUAGAAUGGAUUUUAGGAUUUCAUGACAGUAAUAUAAACAAUACGGACGUUGAUGUGCCUCCUACGAUCUGGAUCAGCAGCAAUGCAACUGUUUCGGCACCUUUAAUGAUUGUAGCACGACAACCCAAGAGGAUGUUGUCAUGGCAACUGCCAAUGGUGGUUGAGAGUGAAUCCGGAGAGAAAACCUUUCAAACUGUAUCUAGAACCUUGUGCCAUGAUAUUAUUGGGCAUACAAGACAGGGUUUCACUGGAGGUUUUACACAACGUGACAUAGGCCCCCUUGUAACUGUGUCAACUGCUUCUCCUGAACCUAUACAGUUUAGCAUUCGGGUUAGUUACCAAGACUUCUUUUAUCUCGACCAUCAAAGGUCAUAUAACUUCAAUAUCACACCCAGUGAGCCUAGAUACUUUUACUACAACUUUACCACUAAUACAUUGUUGAAGGAAAAUACUAAUAAUUAUGAAACAGUAAUUUUAGAAGUUACUUCGGAUGAUGAGAUUUGUAUGACUGUCAGUAUACAAAACGUCAGUUGUCCAGUUUUCGAUACGAAUCAAGAUGUCACAUUCAGAGGAUUCUAUGAAACUGUCAAUAAAAAAGGAGGAAUCACGAUUCCAAAAUAUAAAUUUCCUUAUGGUUUCUAUAUCGUGUUUGUCGCCAAGAGUGACGAUUAUCAAUGUACAAGUUUUACUGGAUUCCAAAGCGGUAAUAUAGAAAGAAUCAAGAACAUCUCACUGAUCAUCAAACCCAGCAUAACCCAUUCAGAAUAUGUUAGAGCUGUGAUCAUAACUUUGGCUGCAAUAGGAGGAUUCUAUGUAGUAUUUGGCUUGUCCUAUUUUCUGUGUUCAGUGAGAAGUCAUAUACCAAGACAAAUGGCGUAUGCGCCAGAGCAUUUUCCAUCAACGCCAUCUUCAAGUAACAACAUCCAGGACGUUGCAAGUGUGGCUGAGAGUGUCAGUAUUGAUGAAAGUGAAUACGACACAUUGGACGAAGUGGAAAUGAUGCGAAAAUGAGGCUUGGUAGAGGAAACCCUUGUUUAACCGAUCUAGCAAGAAAACAUCCCAAAAUAAUCAUCAAGAGGUCCUAUUUAUAUUUCUAUAAUGUACUUACUGUCGCUGUAUUCUACGGGCUUCCUGUUGUACAACUUGUAGUGACUUAUCAAAGGGUAUUGAACCAAACCGGACAACAAGACCUUUGCUACUACAACUUCCUCUGUUCACAUCCACUUGGACUUCUGAGCGAUUUUAAUCAUGUAUUUUCCAAUAUAGCUUACAUAUUAUUAGGUGCACUGUUUCUUAUAAUCACUUGCAUCAGAGAGAAGACUCAUAAGGACUUAGAUUUUGAUCGGCAAUUUGGGAUACCCCAACAUUAUGGAUUGUUUUACGCUAUGGGAGUGGCUCUAAUUAUGGAAGGAAUCUUGAGUGGAAGCUAUCACGUUUGCCCGAAUCAAUUAAAUUUUCAGUUUGAUUCCAGCUUCAUGUAUGUCAUGGCAGUUUUAUGUAUGGUAAAGUUGUAUCAGAAUAGGCAUCCAGAUAUAAACGCUAGUGCUUACUCUACGUUUGGGAUUUUAGCAUUAGCAGUCUUACUUGGUAUGAUUGGUAUUUUGGAAGGAAACAUCUACUUCUGGAGAUUUUUUGUCGUGGUACACAUACUGAUGUGUCUAUAUGUCAGUAUUAAGGUUUAUUAUAUGGGCUGUUGGCGGCUAUCACGAGUGUCUAUACGAGGAAUCUACAAUUCUUGUGUGAACGAUUUUAGAUCUGGACCAUUGAACCUCUUUGUUCCAUGCCAUAAAGGUUACUAUAAUUUAUACAGGGUGUAAACGUUAUGGUAAUCAUUAUUGAAAUGUGAAAUAGGUGAGGUCAAAACAAGUCA
This is a messenger RNA of Acanthoscelides obtectus, 2313 nucleotides long. Lineage: Eukaryota; Metazoa; Arthropoda; Insecta; Coleoptera; Chrysomelidae. The record is from the annotation of a GenBank genome assembly.